AUGUCCAGUCGUCAAUCGAGGUUGGAGGCAGAGAAAUUGGCAAUCAUCCAGAAAUCCAUGUCCAGGGGACGCUCCAGAUCCCCUUCUAAUAGCAAUAGCAGGUCGUCGUCCACUCUGAAUGACGACUUCAACAAUAAAGAUAUGAAGUGGUCGAUCACCAACCACGAUCCUCUGGAAAGGUUGCGAGACCCAAGCAAAUCACAGGAAGAGGAGGACGCAGCCAAUGCCCUCUGGGACAACGAGGUGUCUGAGGAGGAGCACAUUAGUGACGAUGAUGAGAAUGAGAAGUUUCAAUAUGACGGCACGGGAAACAUUUUGCCGAACUACGCAUGUCAAGAUGAAAAGAUCCUGGAGAUCUCAACGAUUUUACAGAAUUCGAACUUGAACGACAGACAAACGAUCAAGAAGCUCGAGGAGUUGACUGCCACGGAGCGGGCAGUGGCUAAUGCCAAGAACAUCGGCAGCGCCGUAGACGAUGAUAUCGUUGAGAAACUCACGCAAAACAAGCAUGCUCUCACGGGAAAGGACGGCUUGGACCUCUACAACUCCGACCAGGAUGCGGAGUCCAGAAGACAAAAGUUGGAAACGUACCAGGCGUACAGACGAAAGAUCAUUGACCAAGAGAAUGAGCAGUUAAGGGGCCCUCAUCAGGUCGGCUCUCCUACCGGCAAAAAAGACAACGGGCAUGAGUCAGGAGAAGGCACAGAUGGCGAGGACUUUUUGGCUCCCUACACUUCUGCCGUAGAGGACAAGUUAGACUCUGAGUUUGCAUCUCAGUUGAAUGAGACCAUCAAAGAAGGAGAAAUCGACUCCAACAUUCAACACUCUAGGGUCAUUCAAACGAUCACACGUGGUAGCUUCUUCCAGCUUAUCAACCCCAAGGUCAAGCCAAAGAUGUUUCUUCUCUGUAUGGACUUCAGUCCAGAGUCAAUCUUUGCACUUGAGUGGAGCUUAGGCACGGUUCUAGUUGAUGGCUCUGUACUUUUUAUCGUGUGUGUCAUUGAGGACAACGAUACUAAUCACAACUUAAAAGGCAACUCUCCCAAUGAACGAGAAACUGCUAGACUCAAUAUGCUUAAUCGUGCUAAGCAACAAGUCUUGAACUUAUUGAAGCUUACGAAGCUUCAAAUCCACAUUGUUAUUGAAAUCAUCCAUCACCCUAUUCCACGCCACCUCAUUUUGGAGUUCAUCGAUAACCUUCAGCCCACAUUGGUGGUUGUGGGCUCCAAAGGUCUGAGUGCUAUCAAGGGUGUUUUGCUAGGCUCUUUGUCUAACUACUUAGUCACAAAGUCUACGGUGCCAGUAAUGGUCGUGAGAGAGAAAUUGAAGAAGAUCAACAGGUUUAAGAACGGCUCUUCCAUUUUCUCCAACAACAUCAAACCAUUGACAUUGUCCGAAGCCAGAGUAGAUUAG
Messenger RNA from Candidozyma auris, 1413 nucleotides. Its product is annotated as Imp2'p. The coding region runs from base 1 to 1413 and encodes 470 amino acids. The record is from RefSeq and is a predicted model, not a curated record. The transcript has a single exon. NCBI's taxonomy places the organism in Eukaryota, Fungi, Ascomycota, Pichiomycetes, Serinales, Metschnikowiaceae.